UUGGUGACACGACGACUGACUGGUUGAGAGAAGCCAGCCAGGUUUCAUCAUAUAUUAUUAUAUUUUAGGGUGUUAAUAAAAAUAAAUUGGGAGAGCACAGAUACAUUAAUAUAGUUACAUACAUACAUACAUAUAUACACACAAACACUGAUCAUCAUCAUCAUUAAUACAUUCAACAACAACCAAUUAUUCCAAUACUCUUAUCUACUCUUCUCCAUCUAAGUACUAUCAGAUAAUCAAGAAAGGUUGGUUUUCACUUGUAUGUUUUAUUCAUCUGUUCAGUUCUGAAUCUGGACUAGCUACCUACCUACUAUAUCUCCUUCCUUCAUUAAUUAUUAAUUAUCUUAUUAUAUACGAAAAUAUAAUUUUGAAUUUGAUUUAGAUAUGGUGAAUUACUGGAAGUCCAAGGUUCUUCCGAAGAUCAAGAAAGUCUUCGAAAACCCGAAAAAGGUUGCUGCCGCGGAAGCUUGCAAGGCCUUCGAUGAAGCUAAGGAGCAAUACUCAAAAGAGUUUGAAGACAAAAAGACGGAGCUUGAACCCAAAGUAAUUGAAAUCUAUGGAGCUUCCUCCACUGAGAUUAAGAGUCUGGUGAAGGAACCAAAGGACGCAGCUCUGAAGAAGCAUUCGGUGGCAGUUGGGAAAUUCCUAGACGAACUUGCUAAGAUCGAAUUUCCGGGAACGAAGGCUGUGUGCGAAGCGGGUACGAAGGUGGGGGUAGGAUAUAUACCCGGUCCAGUAUUUUUUGUGUUGGAGAAGGUGUCUACCUUUAUAGUAGUUGAGGAGAAAGAGGAUGAGAAGAAAGAAGAGGCUGCCCCGGCCCCGGCCCCACCACCUGUUGAGGCUGCUGAGGAGAACGCUACUACCACCACCACCACUGAAGAGAGCUGCGGCACCAGUACUACUGUGGUCAAAGAAAAGGAGAUUGUGGUGGAAGCCCCGCCCGUGGUGGUGGUGCCGGAGCCUACUGCUUGCACAACUGAUGCAGAGCCACCAAAAGUUGAAGUUGCACCACCUGCAGAGCCGCCAAAGCCCUGAUCCAUCGAUAAACCCCAUCUCAUCUCAUCUCAUCUCAUCUCAUCUCAUCUCAUCAUCUGCUACAUACCUUUUUUUUCUUUUUCUUUUUGAUUGUAUCAUCAAGUCCUCCAAUUCAAACUAUAUACAUAUGUGUAUAUGUGAUUUCUUAUCAUUCUUUAUUGCUGCAAGUCAUGUAUUUAUUUAUUUUGUAAUCAUUUCAAAACCUUUGAUUUAUCAUCAUCGUCAUCAUCAGCUGUAUUAAUUAUUGUUUGCGUGAAGCUGUAUCU
This is a messenger RNA of Erythranthe guttata (spotted monkey flower), 1301 nucleotides long. The record is from RefSeq and is a predicted model, not a curated record. Lineage: Eukaryota; Viridiplantae; Streptophyta; Magnoliopsida; Lamiales; Phrymaceae.